Molecule: messenger RNA, 606 nt
Organism: Thelazia callipaeda (thelaziosis nematode)
Lineage: Eukaryota; Metazoa; Nematoda; Chromadorea; Rhabditida; Thelaziidae
Source: the annotation of a GenBank genome assembly
AUGACAAUGCGGAAGCGUUUCUAUCCCAGUGAUCCGGCAGAUUUCAGUGAACUAUUACAAGAAGCGCAAGUUGUUGGCUGUGAUGAAAUUACGGAAGAUUUUCUGAUUUAUUCACUGAGAGAUUGGAUAAGUAUUUAUAAUAAAACGUAUUACCAGUGGUUUUUGGAACGACCUAAUUGUCAUUUAAUUAAUCGAAAUCAUCGAUUGAGACGAUGGGUCACGCAGCUUCGGAUUCAUAAAACCCAAAAAUUGCUUUUGGCGGCAAGUUUUCUACAGAUGGAUACCUUGUUAGAUGACAUGUGUAAUUUUUGUGCCGGAUUGAUAGCAGCGAGAACACCUGAAGAAAUUGAAAGAGUAUUUGGAAUAGAAUAUGAUAGUUCUGACAGUACUGAAGAAGAACUAUUGGAACUCCAAAAAAAGGGCAAAUGGUUUGAAGCGUUAAUACGAUACCGCAGAGGUAGAGCAGCGUUCUUAGACAUGUUCGUGAGUACGGAACCGGAGCAGGUACCGGAUGGACUGUGCACCUCCGUGUUACAUUGUCGAGUCUUGCCCAGAAAUACUGUUCAACACUUAUCUCACAUGCUAAGAACAUAUUUCCGGACUUAA